Molecule: messenger RNA, 895 nt
Organism: Struthio camelus australis
Lineage: Eukaryota; Metazoa; Chordata; Aves; Struthioniformes; Struthionidae
Source: RefSeq, a predicted model, not a curated record
UCUCAGCCAUGCAGAGCUGAUGAUGAUGACGAUAGCUGACAUCAUAAAACAAUUAAUCGAGGCUCAUGAGCUGGGGAAAGAUGUGAAUCUGAACAAGCUGAAAACCAAGACGUCAGCAAAGUAUGGACUUUCAGCACAACCUCGUUUAGUUGACAUUAUUGCUGCUGUUCCACCACAGUACCGCAAGGUGCUGGUACCAAAGCUGAAAGCCAAGCCUAUCAGAACUGCUAGUGGGAUUGCUGUUGUGGCCGUGAUGUGUAAACCACAUAGGUGUCCACACAUUAACUUUACGGGCAACAUAUGUGUAUACUGCCCAGGUGGACCUGAUUCUGAUUUUGAAUAUUCAACACAGUCUUACACUGGAUAUGAGCCAACAUCCAUGAGGGCUAUUCGGGCUAGAUAUGACCCCUAUCUUCAGACAAGACAUAGAGUUGAACAGCUGAAGCAGUUGGGCCACAGUGUGGAUAAGGUAGAAUUCAUUGUGAUGGGUGGAACUUUUAUGGCCCUGCCUGAAGACUAUAGAGAUUAUUUCAUCCGUAACCUUCACGAUGCCUUAUCAGGACACACUUCCAACAACGUAGCAGAGGCUGUCAGGUAUUCAGAGCGAAGCCUCACAAAAUGUAUUGGCAUAACAAUAGAGACCAGACCAGAUUACUGCCUGAAGCGGCACUUAAGUGACAUGUUAUCCUAUGGCUGUACAAGACUAGAGAUCGGCGUGCAGAGCGUGUAUGAGGAUGUCGCCAGGGACACCAACAGAGGUCACACCGUGAAGGCUGUGUGCGAGUCGUUUCACUUAGCCAAGGACGCCGGCUUUAAAGUGGUGGCGCACAUGAUGCCCGAUUUGCCAAACAUGGGGCUCGAAAGGGACAUUGACCAAUUUGUUCUCAGCUAUUAG